Messenger RNA from Menidia menidia (Atlantic silverside), 1023 nucleotides. Lineage: Eukaryota; Metazoa; Chordata; Actinopteri; Atheriniformes; Atherinopsidae. The record is from the annotation of a GenBank genome assembly.
AUGAGUGAACUGGAUCAGCUACGCCAGGAGGCUGAGCAGCUCAAGAACCAGAUCAGAGAUGCCAGGAAAGCGUGUGCAGAUGCUACCCUGUCUCAGAUCACAGCUAACAUCGACCCUGUUGGCCGAAUUCAGAUGCGCACCAGACGGACACUGAGGGGACAUCUGGCCAAAAUCUAUGCCAUGCACUGGGGCACUGACUCAAGGCUUUUGGUCAGCGCCUCCCAGGAUGGCAAGCUCAUUAUUUGGGACAGCUACACCACAAACAAGGUCCAUGCCAUCCCGUUGCGCUCCUCCUGGGUGAUGACGUGCGCCUACGCCCCCUCCGGGAACUACGUCGCCUGUGGUGGCCUGGACAACAUCUGCUCCAUCUACAACCUGAAGACCCGUGAAGGCAAUGUGCGCGUCAGCCGCGAGUUGGCCGGACACACAGGUUACUUGUCCUGCUGUCGCUUCCUGGAUGACAACCAGAUUGUCACCAGCUCUGGAGACACAUCCUGUGCUCUGUGGGACAUUGAGACCGGUCAGCAGACAACUACGUUUGCUGGUCACACCGGUGAUGUGAUGAGUCUCUCUCUGGCGCCCGACACCAGGCUGUUUGUGUCUGGAGCCUGUGAUGCCUCAGCCAAGCUCUGGGACAUCAGAGAAGGAAUGUGCCGACAGACCUUCACUGGCCACGAGUCAGACAUCAAUGCCAUUUGCUUCUUCCCUAAUGGCAACGCCUUUGCCACGGGCUCCGACGAUGCCACCUGCCGGCUCUUUGACCUGCGUGCUGACCAGGAGCUGAUGGUUUACUCUCACGAUAACAUCAUCUGCGGCAUCACCUCUGUGGCAUUCUCCAAGAGUGGCCGCCUUCUGCUGGCGGGCUACGAUGACUUUAACUGCAACGUGUGGGACACUCUGAAGGCCGACCGCGCAGGGGUCCUGGCUGGUCAUGAUAACCGAGUGAGCUGCUUGGGCGUCACCGAUGACGGCAUGGCAGUGGCAACAGGGUCCUGGGACAGCUUCCUUAAGAUCUGGAACUAG